Molecule: messenger RNA, 1707 nt
Organism: Fusarium poae
Lineage: Eukaryota; Fungi; Ascomycota; Sordariomycetes; Hypocreales; Nectriaceae
Exons: 2
Coding region: 1-1707 (568 amino acids)
Biological process (GO): DNA-templated transcription
Molecular function (GO): zinc ion binding; DNA binding
Source: RefSeq, a predicted model, not a curated record
AUGCUCUCAGAUCUCGAUCAAAUGUACUCAGCAGUCAAGGAGAUGCGAAGUCUCAUGGGCUUACCCGAACUACCACCCUUGCAAGUCGCCCCGUUGAUAAAACGAAAGGAAGGCGCAGGAACACAAACUUCGUCCAACCACACACCCCAGCUUGAAGAUAACUACGGCCCUUCGUGUGAUAACUCACCCAAGCUCACACCAGAAGAUGACAGGUUACCACAUGCGCCCAUCCAUUCUCUUUAUACCCUUACACGGAUGCGCGCUCUAAGAUCACCUGGAAGCGGCAACGAUAACUCAGGACAAGUCAUCAACGACUUUAUAUCCCAAGGACUGGUAACUUUGUAUGAUGCUGAACGAUUAUUCAGCAUAUAUAAAGACCGGCUGGAUGGCUAUAUCUAUUCUAUCGGAUGUCCCUAUAAAACUUUGGACCAGCUCCGUCGCAAGUCUACAAUACUAUGUGUUGCGACUCUUACCAUUGCAGCUCUUCACGAUCCAGCAGCUGACAAGGUCUACGGUGUGUGUAAUUCCGAGUUACGUCGGUUAACCGAAAAGUCCAUGCUCCAACGACAAGGCGACCGAGAUUACUUCCGAGCUCUGGCCAUUGCAUCGUACUGGCUCAGUGACCUUUCUUGGACGUUGUCAGGCCAUGCGAUACGCAGGGCAGCCGAAUGCAACAUCCACAACAGUUAUAGUUUUGCCAUCAAAGACCAAUCUGAAGAAGCGAUGGACUCUGCGCGUAUUUGGUCGAUUCUUUACAUCUGUGAUCAGCACCUCGCGAUUUUGUAUGACAGGCCAGCAAUUAUACAGGAUGAUUGGCUCACACAGGACUGGGAAGGCAUAUUAAAUUGUCCUCUGGCCACGGAUCAAGACGAAAGGCUUAUGAGUCAAGUUGAGCUGAUGGGUAUCCUGCGAAAUAUUCGACGCUUGUUCGGUCCCGACAAGGGAGAGGAAGUACCCAGGCUGUAUCUCAGUCAAAUAGGACACUACCAUCGGCAGCUAGACCAGUGGAUCGCGAAGUGGACAGCUAGACUACCAGAGGGACAUCCAACAAUUGGAGCCUUUCCCCGAAAAGGAGCCCUGUUCCACUUUCAUCUCGCACAGCUAUAUCUCUAUUCACACGUCUUCCGCGGACAAUCCAACACAAUACCAGCACACUUCCUCGAUACAGCUUCAAUGGCAGUCACGUCAGCAUCAGCAAUUAUCGACAUUCUUCUUACCGACCCCGACCUCUCAACAAGUAUCGUUGGAAUCCCAUCUUACCUGUUGUCAAUGACGGCGUUCGCAGCCAUGUUCUUAGCUAAAGUAUCUCAUAAAUAUGGCAAUGAUCUGUUUAGGCGUGAGCAGGCUCUUGAACAGAUCACACGCUUAAUCCGUCAUUUCCGUUCCCUGUCAAUGGGCAAAUGGCAUCUAGCUAACCUCAUGAUCCGGGGACUUGAGACAGUGACGAGUUUGCUUACUCCAUCAGGCGUUGAAAAGUGUCAGGUCCCGAAUCCAGUCCAUGCGCUACCGCCAGGGGUUGAAAAUGGAAAUGGCUUGGGAGAUAUGUAUGCCGCCAACGGAAAUGAUAUCUUCUCGGGUAUGGACGGCAACACGAUACCGACGUGGGACACUCACUUCGGGUUAUCGCCAAUAUUCGGGUUUGAUCCAUCUCUCCUUGACGUCGAUGGGUAUAUGCAGUCAAUGGCGAUCUUUCCAAACACGGAAUAA